GGAAGAGUGACCGUUAAACGUUCGGCUGGAGAUUUGCUCGUCAAAUUAAAGCUUUUUAGUACACAAUGGUUCACAUUUACAGAUUAUGUCGUUUUUAAUAUUUAAUCAGUAAGUAUGAGGGUAGGGCGGUUUAAAUGAAAAGAAGGGGUGGGGGGAAAAAACUAACGAAAUCAAACCAAAACACCCGGGUUAGCUAGCUAGCUAGUUUGAGUUGAGUCAGGGGAAACAUGGCGGACGCGGAUUUCUUGCUGGCGCUGCAGCUGCAGGAACAGUUUGAUAACGAGGUGUCGGCUCGUGUAUGGAGCGAUGAUAACAGUGACAGCUAUCCUUUGAGCAAAAAGCGCAAAGUGGAGUCGUACUCCCGGUCUGUGCAGCCUGAAAGGCCGCUGUCUAUCGUGGACGAGUCAUGGGAGAUGCUGGACCCCAGUCCAGAUGUCCGAGCCAUGUUCCUGCAGUUCAACGACAUGUUCUUCUGGGGGAAACUCAGCGGGGUCGAGGUCAGAUGGAGCCCCAGGAUGACACUGUGUGCUGGAGUGUGUUCGUAUGAAGGCAGGGGCGGCCUGUGUUCCAUCCGUCUCAGCGAGCCUCUUCUCAAACUCAGGCCUCGUAAGGAUCUAGUCGAGACGCUCCUUCACGAGAUGAUCCAUGCCCUCCUGUUCGUCACGCAGAACAACCGAGACCGCGACGGACACGGGCCGGAGUUCUGCAAACACAUGAACCGGAUAAAUCAAGCCAGCGGAACCAAAAUCUCGAUUUAUCACUCCUUCCACGACGAGGUGGACGUGUACCGGCAGCACUGGUGGCGCUGUAACGGGCCAUGCCAGAAUCGCAAGCCGUUCUUCGGGUAUGUGAAGCGGGCCAUGAACCGAGCGCCAUCAGCCAGAGACCCGUGGUGGGAGGAGCACAGGAGGACCUGCGGAGGAACAUACAGCAAGAUCAAAGAGCCGGAGAAUUACGGGAAGAAGGGGAAGAAUGAAGAGAAAAAGGGGAAGAAUGAAGAGAAGAAGGAGAAGAGUGCCUCGAAGAAACCUGGGGACAAAAUUAAACCGGCAGGCUCCGGUUCUCAGGACAUUAGGAACGUCAUCCCAUUCAGCGGUAAAGGGAUCGUUCUUGGUGGAAGCACACGGCCAUCAACAUCCAUCCGAAGCCCUGCGCACUCGCCAGAACCUCUCCCGGAACCAGCUCGAACUCCACCAGCUGAUCUCAGAUCGCCCUCCAUCACCACCACCACCACCGCACUUCCCAAAAGAUCCAUCGGCAACCACAAAGCCUUCGUCAACAUCAACGGCUCUCCUGUGAGAGUCACGAAAACCAACGGCAGUUUGCUAAGACCAAAGCAGAGUGCCACGGUGCAGGACCUUUUCCAGAACUGGAGCCUGAAAUCUCCAACGAAGACCAAUCUGCCAGAACCAAAGCAAGCUCCGCGUACCAGCUCUGCUAAAACGAGUCGGGAUGGUAAGAACUCCUCGAGUAGCACCAGUUCUGCAGGGUCGCCUCUGUCAAAAUACUUUGGUAGCCCUAAGAGUACAGCAAACGGAAUUCCAGGUCGCAUCAAACAAGAGAACGGGGUUCCAGGUUUUGUUUCAAGGCACGUGGAAAGCUCAGCUGUUGGAUUCUCGGAUUCCGGCGCCGCGUCUCGGAUCAAGCCAAAAAACGGCGUGUCGAGUUCCAAUAUAAAGCAUUUAACGCACUUUGAAAACAAGAGACAUUUAGGCACAAGUUCUACCGACUUUGGUAGCAGAGUUCCAAGCUCCAGUCCGACACAAUUUGGAAGCAAAAAGGUUCCCGGAACCGACUUUCCUGGUUGUGGUUCUAGUUCUUCAGGUUCUAUUAAAUCAGAAUACAGUGAUCUAAACUCCAAGUCAGGAGAUUUUGAUAGUAAGGAAAGUCUCGGAUCUGUAGCUUCUUCUAGCAUUCCAAGACUAUCAGGAAGUCCGGGGAAAUACGGGUUGUUUAAUCAGGAAUCCACCGUUGUCAAAAGCCCAAACCAACCUGCUGCUUCUGGAGGAAGGAAAAGAGGGCGGGAAGACCGGAAUUCAGCCCACAUCUUUGAUUUCUUUCAGCGGGUCAGCCGCUCGCCCGUAUCACCCUCCAACUCGUCAUUCUCCACGGAGCGUAGAGAAGAGCGGACUGGCGCUGAAGCGCCCUUCGCAGGGGCGUCAGGAGCGGGUGGUCCCCACCUUAGCUCUACCCCCCUCACCGUGACCUGCCCCGUGUGUCAGAGCAAAGUGCCCGAGUCUCAAAUUAACCAGCAUCUAGACUCUUGUCUCACGUGAACGAACACGCGUUAGCAAAGAUUCUUUAUUUUUGGUUUAACAAGGGGCGGGGCUAAGUUAAAAAAGUUCAAACCGAUCUAUCAGUAGUUUCUGAACCGCUAGUUUCCUAGGAAACAUGGCUAGUCAGGUAGAUAAUGUGAAUAGGUUAGCUAGGUAAACCUCUAGCUAUGUGGAGGCUUUGCAAUUGGAUGAUGGAAUUGCACUCAAGCUCCGCCCUCUUUGGAAAUCAGAAGUGUCUUUGUUUUUCUUUUAUCGCUUGAUCAAGAGAAGUAGGCAGAGUUUUAAUAAUGACAGACACGUCAAUCUCAGGUACAACCUCAGGUUUUAUGUUUGUUUAUAAGUAAAUCUUUUUCUUUUAAUUUUUUCGAUAAACCCCAGCAAGCUUCAUCAUCGCAGAGCAAAGCAAGUGUUUUGAUUGGUCAGCGUUUCGAUGAUUGACAGCCCUGAGUCAUUAGAUUCCUGACAACCCCCUGUCCUUGGAGACAUUUCUAGCGCCUCAGCGUUAUCGGAUUUCUCUUCAUCUGCCCUUUUUCUGUACAGGGUCAGACGAAAGCUUGGAUAUUUCCUGAUGGUCAUCGAUAAUUCCUCUCCUCACGUCAUGUCACGUCACGUCCUGCAUAGUGAUGCUGACUCUCUUAAGCUUGACUCCACCCAAAUAGGCAUUAUCGUGUCUUCUUUAUUAAUAGACAAGCCAGUAAGAGCAAUCGGAGCAGAAAAUGACUCCCAAGUGACAACUUUUCAGCGGUGACUUUUUAGUGUCUGAGAAGUUUACACUGCUGUUUGUUAUUAUUAUUAUUGUUUCCAGUUUCAUGUGAAUAGGUCGGUUUUACAAAUAACGUUCAGCUCUUUAUGUCUGGACACAGUGCUGCUAAAUGUUAGUUUUUAAUGAACUAUUUUACAGCUGCUUUAAACCAUAAUGUUAAGAUUUAUUUAACAAGUCCGUUCUCUUUGUACAAUGUUUUACAAUUUUGAAUAAAUAUAACUCUAAUCUGUAACCUUU
This is a messenger RNA of Clarias gariepinus (North African catfish), 3276 nucleotides long. It is a transcript of the gene sprtn, whose product is annotated as SprT-like N-terminal domain. Gene Ontology annotation, biological process: DNA repair. Gene Ontology annotation, cellular component: nucleus. Gene Ontology annotation, molecular function: single-stranded DNA binding; polyubiquitin modification-dependent protein binding; metalloendopeptidase activity. The coding region runs from base 228 to 2276 and encodes 682 amino acids. Lineage: Eukaryota; Metazoa; Chordata; Actinopteri; Siluriformes; Clariidae. The record is from RefSeq and is a predicted model, not a curated record. The transcript is spliced from 5 exons.